AGAAACGAUGGACAGUGGUGUUUGGCGACGACAGAUGAGAAAAAAUAGGAGCAAUCGUUAACAAGACGUCAGCUGGACUGUACUUGCAAAUACGAGAAAGAAUGGCGUCUUUGAAGAUUUACAUUGUUCUGCUGUUGGCCGUUGCAAUCGGCGUGGCAGUUGCAAAACCAGGAUAUUUAAGCUACGGAUACGGCUAUCCGUACUCAUUCGGUUAUAGGUACCCAUUCUAUGGCGGCUAUGGUCAUGGCUAUGGUCAUGGGUAUGGGUAUGGUCAUGGAUAUGGUCAUGGUUAUGGACUAGGCUAUGGACAUUAUGGUCAUUAUGGCUAUUAUUAAGCUGGACAUAAAGUGGACGGCCUUCUUCUGAAUCCUUUAAAACAUCAUUUGAAGAGUGAGCUUAAUUCAGAAAGAAUUUGUGUUGCUUUUUUCUAUUAUAUAUUUUUGUUAUUAAGUCUGAUUGAACGCCAAAAUUGAUACAAAAUUAUUAUAUCUGUAAACAAAAUUAUAAAAGAAUAGAAAGCUUCUCUUAAAUUAUAAAAUCGCACAUGUUAUAUAAGAUACUCAUAUGUUAUAAAUAUAAUUCUAUUAUAAAAUGAUCCUACUAUGAAUAUAUCUUGACAAAAAUAAACUGUGCAUAUUAUUGAAA
Nylanderia fulva is the source of this 645-nucleotide messenger RNA. RefSeq lists its product as uncharacterized. The record is from RefSeq and is a predicted model, not a curated record. Lineage: Eukaryota; Metazoa; Arthropoda; Insecta; Hymenoptera; Formicidae.